AUGUUCAACUUCAACUUCUUCAAAUCCGCCCCGGCUAACGAGCCCGCCACUGACGGCUGGAACGCCAACACCGUCAACACGCAGCCCACCAGCCCCGCUGCCCCUUCAACAAACCAAAAUGUCAUCUCUGAGCAGCCGACCAGUCAGGAACAAAUGCAGCUGCGCGGUGGUGGCGGCGGUGGUAUCUGCUGCGGAGUACGAUCAAAUGAGAUCAGGAUGUGGCCGCCGAUGCCCUCAUGCGACGACACUGUCGAUCGAUUCGACCUUAUUGCGGUCAACUCUUGGAACCUUCCUAGGCCGGAUUCAUCGUCUACCGCGUGGGCUCGGCGGUCUUGGAUGUGA
Messenger RNA from Penicillium griseofulvum, 342 nucleotides. RefSeq lists its product as uncharacterized. The transcript is spliced from 3 exons. NCBI's taxonomy places the organism in Eukaryota, Fungi, Ascomycota, Eurotiomycetes, Eurotiales, Aspergillaceae. Bases 1 to 342 code for a protein of 113 amino acids. The record is from RefSeq and is a predicted model, not a curated record.